Molecule: messenger RNA, 12386 nt
Organism: Antechinus flavipes (yellow-footed antechinus)
Lineage: Eukaryota; Metazoa; Chordata; Mammalia; Dasyuromorphia; Dasyuridae
Gene: KCNH1
Product: potassium voltage-gated channel subfamily H member 1
Exons: 12
Coding region: 4113-7064 (983 amino acids)
Biological process (GO): potassium ion transmembrane transport; regulation of membrane potential
Cellular component (GO): membrane
Molecular function (GO): delayed rectifier potassium channel activity
Source: RefSeq, a predicted model, not a curated record
CCCCUCACCCCCUCCCCUGGGUGGCAGGUAGUUCCAUAUAUGUUAAAUAUAUUAAAAUAUAUAUUAAAUCCAAUAUAUGUAUAUAUAUUUAUACAGUUAUCUUGCUGCACAAGAAAAAUUGGAUCUAGAAAGAAAAAAAACUUGAGAAGGAAAACAAAAAUACAAGUAAACAAUAACAGAAAAAGUGAAAAUGUUAUGUUGUGGUCUAUACUCAUUUCCCAUAGUUCUCUUUCUGGAUGUAGAUAAUUCUCUUCAUUACUGAACAAUUGGAAUUGGUUUGAAUCAUCUCAUUGUUGAAGAGAAUCAAGUCCAUCAGAAUUGAUCUUUGUAUAGUCUUGUUGCCGUGUAUAAUGAUUUCCUGAUUCUGCUCAUUUCACUCAGCAUCAGUUCAUGUCAGUCUCUCUAGGCCUCUCUGAAAUUAUCCUGUUGCCAUUUCUUACAGAACAAUAAUAUUCCAUAACAUUUACAUACCAUAAUUUAUUCAGCCAUUUUUCAACUGAUGGGCAUCCAUUCAAUUUCCAGUUUCUAGUCACUACAGAAAGGGCUGCCACAAACGUGUUUGCACAUGUGGUUCUCUUUCCCUCUUUAAGAUCUCUUUGCGAUAUAAGCCCAGUAGUAACACUGCUGAGUCAAAGGAUAUUCACAAUUUGCUAACUUUUCCAUCAUAGUUCCUAAUUGCUCUCCAGAAUGGUUGGAUUCAUUCACAACUCCACCAAAAAUGUGUCAGUGUCCCAGUUUUCCCACAUCCCCUGCAACAUUCAUCGUUAACUUUUCCUGUCAUUCUAGCCAAUCUGACAGGUAUGUAGUGGUAUUUCAGAGUUGUCUUAAUUUGCAUUUCUCUGCUCAAUAGUGAUUUGGAGCACCUUUUCAUAUGAUUAGAAAUAGUUUCAAUUUCUUCAUCUGAAAAUUGUCUGUUCAGAUCCUUUGACCAUUUAUCAAUUGGAGAAUGGCUUGAUUUCUUAUAAGUUUGAGUCAAUUCUCUAUAUAUUUUAGAAAUGAGACAUUUAUCAGAGCCUUUGAAUGUAAAAUGUUUUCCCAGUUUAUUGCUUCCCUUCUAAUCUUGUCUGUACUAGUUUUGUUUGUACAAAAACUUUUUAACUUAAUAUAAUCAAAAUUAUCUAUUUUGUGAUUAAUAAUGAUCUCUAGUUCUUCUUUGGUCACAAAUUCCUUCCUCCUCCAUACGUCUGAGAGGUAAACUAUCCUAUGUUCUUUAAUUUGUUUAUAAUAUCAUUUUUUAUGCCUAGAUCAUGAACCCACUUUGACCUUAUCUUGGUGUACAGUGUUAAGUAUGGGUCAAUAGCUAGUUUCUGUCAUACUAGUUUCCAACUUUCCCAGCAGUUUUUGUCAAAUAGUGAAUUCUUAUCCCAAAAUCUGGGGUCUUUGGGUUUAUCAAACACUAGAUUGUAUAGUAAUUGACUAUUUUGUCCAGUGAAUCUAAUCUAUUCCACUGAUCAACUACUCUUUUUCUUAACCAGUACCAAAUGGUUUUGAUGAUCAUGGCUAUAUAAUAUAGUUUUAGAUCCAUCAGGCCAUUUCCAAUGGCAUGUGUGUUCUGGUCUCAUGCAAAAGUAAAUCUAAUAUCAGAAGUUCUCAUUUAAUUCUUUGUUCCCAAGUGAUGGUUGGGUGUGAUGCUGGGGUUGAACACUUACUCUGGUCUACUGCUGAAGAUUUCUUAUAGCCAUACGUCCCUGCUUGGUCCCUUAAUCCCUGUGACAAUAAAAUGGUGAAGAUGAUUGAGCUGAAAUAGGUACCUAUUAAAUGAGAUUUUAAGAUGAGUGACUGUCUCUGUCUCUGUUUCUCGGUCCCUUUUUGUCUUUCUCCUUUUAUCUCUGCUUCUGUCUGUCUUUGUUGCUCUCUCUGCUCACUGUUUGUCUUUCUCUUGUCUUUCUCCCACUAUGUCAUUUGGUUCUCAAGUAAACUCAGACUUCUAGUGAAGGACAGUUCCUAUCUCUUCACAUCUCCUAGCAACUGUUAUGGACAAAGUUAUAUAGCAGUCAUUGUGUGUUCUGCCUGAGUAAGUCUUGUGAUUAGAGACUGGUGAUAUCUCUGAUUUCUUUGGCUGUCUCUUCUUUACCUUUCUUUCCCUGAGCCUGGAUGAUCAAACAGGGUUCUUAAGAGACAGAUGUUUCUAAGUUUGGUUUCCAGCUACCUUUUAUGCUGGAUGACCACCAACAGGUAUAUAACUCAUCUAUUUCUGAGAGACCAGAAGAUAUGGACCUUGAAAGCAUUCCUCAGGGGGUCUGGCUCUAAGUUGAAUGUGAAAUGCUUGUUAAGCAAUCUCAUAAAGUAUUUCCUGUUUUAAGAUUCAAUCUCCUGAGACAAAGAGAAUCUAUGUCAAUAUCUAUAAAGUAGAUGGUAUAAUGAAUAGAGUGCUGGACCUAGAAUCAGGAAAACUCAUUGUCCUGAGUUCAAAUCUAGCCUCAGAUAUUUACUAGCAGGUGACCCUGGGCAAGUCACUUCACCCUAUUUGCCUCAGUCUCCUCAUCUGUAAAGAGAUCUGCAGAAGUAAAUGGCCAACCACUCCAGUAUAUUUAUCAAAAAAUUAAAAAAACCAAAUAAACCAAAAAGCUCCUUCCAAACAAAUGGGGUCAUCUUAAAAAGUCAGACAUAACAAUAAGAAACAUCAAAUCUAUUUAUUUAUAUAUAGAUAACUGGAAUAUAUUUUAAGUGUUUUUCAAUGUAUGCUUAUGAUUCUUUUGUGUUCUAAGCUUUUUUUUUUUUUUUUUUUUUUUUUUUUUUUUUUUUGGUGGAGGAAAAAAAUUGCCAUCCCAUACCCUAUUUAGUUGAGCAUUGAGAAUCUUUCUAGGAAAGACUUAGCUAAUCCCUUUUUGGGACACUCCAAACAUGAACCAAACCUAAGCUUUGUUUACAGAGAUUUUUCUUCAAGUAUUUGAAGAGCUAUCAUGGAGGAACAAAAAAGAAUGAUACACACACAAAAUAGCUCCCGUAUCCUCACCUAGAAAGUAGGAAUUGUCAUUGGGCCACUAUUACUAAAUUUGGUUUAGAGUGAUUUUCCUGAAUAACUAAAUGUGGGGGCAUUCAUUUUAAACCAAAGAUUUAUUUUGGGGGUAGUUUACUUAAAUUUGAGACUCUGUGUCUCUGGGCAAGUAAUUUAAUCUCUUUCAGUAUCAGUUUCCUCUUUUACAAAAUGGGGAUAAUAAAAGUACCUACCUCCCUGGGUUGAUGUGAAGAUCAAAUGAAACUACAUACAUAUAGAUAUAUAUAUGACUUUGGAAACUUUUAAAGUGCUGUGUAAAUGCUAGCUAUUCUUUUCCCCGGGACUCAUCUUCAAAUAUAUUUUCUAACUCACUUAAUCUCCUUGAGCCUGACUUUCCUCAUCUUUAAAAUGAAGGGGUUGGAUUAGAGGGUCUUUUGAGGUCCCCGAUGACUAACUCUGAGAUCCUUAAACCUCUGUCUCUCUCCCCCAAACAAACUUGCAUUUGAAGUUCAUAUGUUAUCACUAUAUACACGUUCUCUUAUUUGGGUUUCACAACACCCUUUUGAGGAAAGCAGCACAAUUUUUUUUAAUUCCCGUUUUUACCGUUUCAGAAACUGAGGCUCAGUUCAGAUCUCACAGCUAAGAAAACUGUUAGGGACAACCCCUUGCACUCAGUGGAAGCAUCCUGAUCUCCUGGUUCCAUCCGGCUCUUCUAGGCUCUGUCCAGGGGGUGGCGCUCCUGCCCCAGCCUGCCUGUUCUCUCCCCUACCCCUGCUCCUCACCACCGCCGCCGCAUCCUCCGCCCGAGCCACCCUGCUCAGCGUCUCCAUCUCCUGGGCACCCGGGGCGAGGUGGGAGCAGCUGCGCCCGCCAGGGGCCGCUGCCGACCAGGGCGAACCUCCCUCCCCUCCCUCCCCCCUCACCUAGGAGGCAGCUGCAGCAAGCGGAGCUGGGAGCGAGUGCAUUGCGAGGCGGGCUGGAGGGAGGGAGGCGUGAAGAAAGCGAGGGUGGCUGCUGGAGGGAGCCUCCGCCUCCGCUGCACCAGCUCGCUCGGGUCCCAGCGGAGACCAUGGGGAGCUCCGAGCGGGGAUCGCGCGCUGCUCCCGCGCCUAGCCUCCUGCAGCCGUGAGAAGCCGAGUCGGGACUCCCCCCCAACCCCAGAACUGCGGGGAGGAUGACUAUGGCUGGGGGCAGGAGGGGGCUGGUUGCCCCUCAGAACACGUUUCUGGAGAAUAUUGUCCGGAGGUCCAAUGAUACCAACUUUGUGCUGGGCAACGCUCAGAUAGUGGACUGGCCCAUCGUCUACAGCAAUGAUGGAUUUUGCAAGUUAUCAGGAUAUCACAGGGCGGAAGUCAUGCAAAAAAGCAGUACCUGCAGUUUUAUGUAUGGGGAGUUGACAGACAAAGAUACAAUUGAGAAGGUGCGGCAGACGUUUGAGAACUAUGAAAUGAACUCUUUCGAAAUUCUGAUGUACAAAAAGAACAGGACACCUGUGUGGUUCUUUGUGAAAAUUGCUCCAAUUCGAAAUGAACAGGAUAAAGUGGUUUUAUUUCUUUGCACUUUCAGUGACAUAACAGCUUUCAAACAGCCAAUUGAGGAUGAUUCAUGUAAAGGUUGGGGAAAAUUUGCUCGGCUAACCAGAGCCCUGACAAGCAGCAGAGGGGUCCUGCAGCAGCUGGCUCCCAGUGUGCAGAAGGGUGAAAAUGUUCACAAGCAUUCCCGCCUGGCUGAGGUUUUGCAGCUGGGUUCAGACAUUCUUCCCCAGUACAAGCAAGAGGCACCAAAGACUCCCCCUCACAUCAUCUUACAUUAUUGUGUUUUCAAGACCACUUGGGAUUGGAUCAUCUUGAUCUUAACUUUCUACACUGCCAUUUUGGUCCCUUACAAUGUGUCUUUUAAAACAAGACAGAACAAUGUGGCUUGGCUGGUUGUGGACAGUAUUGUGGAUGUCAUUUUCCUGGUGGACAUUGUACUUAAUUUUCAUACUACCUUUGUUGGACCAGCUGGGGAGGUGAUCUCUGACCCCAAACUCAUCCGCAUGAAUUACCUGAAGACCUGGUUUGUGAUUGACCUGCUGUCCUGUUUGCCAUAUGAUGUUAUCAAUGCAUUCGAGAACGUGGAUGAGGGAAUCAGCAGCCUGUUUAGCUCAUUGAAAGUUGUUCGACUCCUACGUCUAGGACGGGUAGCCCGCAAGUUGGAUCACUACAUUGAGUAUGGAGCUGCAGUCCUGGUCCUGCUGGUGUGUGUGUUUGGAUUGGCAGCCCACUGGAUGGCUUGUAUUUGGUACAGCAUUGGAGAUUAUGAGAUCUUUGAUGAGGACACAAAAAUGAUCCGGAACAACAGCUGGCUCUAUCAAUUGGCUAUGGAUGCUGGGACGCCUUACCAGUUCAAUGUGUCUGGCCUGGGGAAGUGGGAAGGUGGCCCCAGUAAGAAUUCUGUCUACAUCUCUUCCUUGUACUUCACCAUGACCAGCCUCACCAGCGUGGGGUUCGGGAACAUUGCCCCCUCCACAGAUAUAGAGAAGAUCUUUGCAGUCGCUAUAAUGAUGAUUGGCUCCCUUCUAUAUGCCACCAUUUUUGGAAAUGUGACCACCAUUUUCCAGCAGAUGUAUGCUAACACUAACAGGUACCAUGAGAUGCUCAAUAGUGUUCGGGACUUCCUGAAGCUCUACCAGGUGCCAAAGGGACUCAGUGAACGAGUCAUGGACUAUAUUGUGUCUACUUGGUCUAUGUCCAGAGGCAUUGACACUGAAAAGGUUCUCCAGAUAUGUCCCAAGGACAUGAGGGCUGAUAUCUGUGUACACCUAAAUCGCAAGGUAUUCAAGGAGCAUCCAGCAUUCCGGCUUGCCAGUGAUGGCUGCCUACGGGCACUGGCCAUGGAAUUCCAGACAGUUCAUUGCGCCCCUGGUGACCUCAUCUACCAUGCUGGCGAGAGUGUCGACAGCCUAUGCUUUGUGGUUUCAGGUUCUUUGGAAGUGAUUCAGGAUGAUGAGGUGGUAGCCAUCUUGGGAAAAGGAGAUGUUUUUGGAGAUGUAUUCUGGAAGGAAGCCACGCUUGCCCAGUCUUGUGCCAAUGUCAGGGCCUUAACCUACUGUGACUUGCAUGUGAUUAAGCGGGAUGCCCUCCAGAAAGUGCUAGAAUUCUACACAGCCUUCUCUCAUUCCUUCUCAAGAAACCUUAUCCUCACAUACAAUCUAAGGAAAAGGAUUGUAUUUCGAAAGAUCAGCGAUGUGAAGCGGGAAGAAGAAGAGCGAAUGAAACGGAAGAAUGAGGCGCCCCUGAUCCUGCCCCCAGACCACCCUGUCCGAAGGCUUUUCCAGAGAUUCCGGCAGCAGAAGGAGGCCAGACUGGCGGCAGAAAGGGGAGGCCGGGAUUUGGAUGAGCUGGACGUGGAGAAGGGCAACAUCCUGUCAGAGCACUCCUCCGCUAACCACACCGUGGUAAAGGCCAGCAUCGUCACUGUCCGCGAGAGCCCGGCCACUCCUGUCUCUUUCCAGUCAGCAUCUACCUCAGGGGUGUCAGACCACGCCAAACUACAUGCCCCUGUGUCUGAGGGCUUGGGCCCCAAGGGGGGUGGGGGGGACUACCACGCCAAACUACAUGCCCCUGUGUCUGAGGGCUUGGGCCCCAAGGGGGGUGGGGGGGACUGUCCCCGACGCAAAGGCUGGGCUCGUUUCAAAGAUGCCUGUGGAAAGGGGGAGGACUGGAACAAAGUCUCCAAGGCAGAGUCCAUGGAGACACUCCCAGAGAGGACAAAGACAUCUGGGGAGGCUACUCUGAAGAAGACAGACUCUUGUGAUAGUGGGAUCACCAAAAGUGACUUGCGCCUGGACAAUGUUGGCGAGACCAGAAGUCCUCAGGACCGCAGCCCGAUCCUUGCAGAGGUCAAGCAUUCCUUCUACCCCAUCCCUGAGCAGACUCUUCAGGCCACCAUGCUGGAGGUGAAGCAUGAGCUGAAGGAGGACAUUAAAGCUCUAAACAACAAAAUGGCGAACAUUGAAAAACAGCUCUCUGAGAUACUAAGGAUAUUAACUUCCAGAAGAUCUUCUCAAUCCCCCCAGGAACUCUUUGAAAUAUCAAGGCCCCAGUCCCCAGAAUCAGAGAGAGACAUUUUUGGAGCAAGCUGAAGGGCCCAUUUAUUUAAAAAUUAAAAUAAAAACUUAAACAUUACAACCCCUCUUCUGGAAACACAUGCAUACAGCUAACAUUUUCUUCUCAAAAUAAGAUUUUCUCAUUGAUGGAAAAUCAGUGAGGGACUGGUGGAUCCAGCAUGCCCCCCACUCUCUGGACAAAGAGAAAUUUGUCACCAUCCUGCAAGAUGGCAGUUGUGUUGGAAGUGUCUUAGCACAAAUUUGGAAGAGGGGGUACACUGUUCAAAGAGUAUUUUCCUUUUCUCUUCAGUUUGGACAUUUUUUAAACUUCCAUAAUGUUUGGUAAAAAAAAAAAUUAGAGAGAGAGGAAAAAACUAUCAGCUUUUUGAGGAUUGAAGGGGGUGGCUGGAAUGUGUUCACAUGGAGGUGAGCUUCAGCUCCUUUGCCAAAUCCCCAAAGACUCUGGAAGGUGCAAGAAUCUCUAGCACCUACCUUCUGGGCUGCCUUCCUGUACACUUGUGCAGACAGUAUCCAGUGUCAGAGUAUAUUUUCGUAUCCUAACAAUCAUUUGUAACAAGCAUGGGGAAAAGGAGGGAACAGGUAGAAGGACAGAACUCCUUUUAUCCUUUCAUCCAUCAUGAUCCAAGACCAAAAGACAGAUGCAGGUAUUGUGUCUCCUACGAAAGGUUAGAAUCAUGAAGCCCUGGGGAUUUACCUCAGGGUCUGAAACCCAGUGGGUUACUCGGGGAUAUUCAGUGGCUUGGAUUUUUAUGUGUCUCCUCACUACUUCUGAGUCCCCAAGGCUGCUGAAUGCCUGCAUAGAGCCCUGAUCUCGUAUUCCAAAAGAGUUCAGAGCUGAGCCAAUUGCUAGAGGUAGGGAGACAGCCUCCUUACCCAGGAUCAUUAACAGGCCAUUUUUUCCCCUGGAAAUCUCACAUGGACACUGGGAACCUCUAUGUGAUUCCAGGUAUACAUUGGCUCCCAUCUUCAGAUGUGCUUCUACCUUUUGGACAAUUAUAUAUCUGUACAACCCAACGGGAUUGGAAUGCCAAUGUAGCAUUCUUUGGGGUAUACUGGAGAUGAAAAAAGUAUCAGGAACCCAGAUUUGACUUUUUUUAAGGAUGAUAAUAUUUUGUGGCAUGUAUGUUAUGUUUUUUAAUAAUUCUCAAUAGAAUUGACCUUUGCUUUACCUUUGUCCUUAGCCAGAAAUCAUUGUGGGGCACUUACAAGUCCCCCAAUUGCUAUCUCAUAAGCAGAAAUCCUUAGAUUAACUUGUAAGAGUUGUUUAAAAAUGGAAUGGAGUACCACACUAAAUGAGUUCCCCGACAUUGGAGGAAUUCAAACAGAAGCUGGAUGACUGCCAGUUGAAAAUAGAAAGGGGGGAUGCCUUCUCCAUGCUCCCCAAAUGGAUUCAGUUCAGAACUAGAGGCCAUUAUGAGACACACUUUGGAAAAGCCAAACUCUGUCUCUUAGGCUCUAAACACCAGAAAGAAUAUCAAAAAGCAAAGGGUGGGGUGAGGGGAUUGUGUAUAUGUGAAAGGGUUCAAGGAUUAUGUUUUCAUUUUUAACUGGAAAAAAGGAAUCAAUAUUUCAAAAACAAGAGUAUUUAAGAGCUGGUUCAGCUCAGUCUAUGGUCCAAAAAGGGCCCCAUAUCUAAGCCAGUAAAUUAAUGUUUGGGAGCUUUCCAAUGCAACUGGAGUUACUUCCCUGAAUGUUGGUUUCCUCCAGCAAUAUUUUGGGGUGAAGCAUAAAGAAGAGAGAGAGAACUAUCAGGUUUUUGGACCCACAGACGAUUCUGGAAUAUGCAAAUCUCUGACGCAGAGUAAAGUUGGCUUGAGGUGUGCCCUACGCAAAGGCAGUAGGGACCCAAAAAGAGUCUAGAUGUUGGAAGUUCAGUGCUGAGAGCUUAGCAUUAGAAAGUCCAGGAUUAUAAAUGCAGCUGUGUCUUAAGCAUUGUUGGCCAGCUGGCCAGACCUAGCCUAUCAAUGACACUUGAGAAUCCCUGCUCCAAGUUUUAAUGAAAAGCAUCUUCUUGCAUGGACUCGGUAGUGGGGAUAUCACUACAGAGAUGCUAUCUUUUGCUCAUGCUCGUUAACAUCCUGACACCAGUCUUCUUUAGGACCUUGAGAUAAUGGUGAGCUGACGUGCUAAAGGCACACAGUGCUUUUGAAAACUCUGUCAGGCCCCAUUCCUUUUAUCUUUUCUCUGCAUCCACAGGAAGCACAAAGGGGCAAUUGGGCGGCCUUAGUGUUCCAGUUGCUCCAGGGGCCAGCACUGUCAGGCUCUCUCCUCAUUCUUCUAAGAAACUAGAUUUCAGAGUUCAAGGUUAUAAUCAUUCCCAGGAUGAUGUCAGCACCAGGAAGAGCUUUCGUUUGAGGUUGAUGCAAUAAGUUGCUCUAACGGUGUUACUUAAGUCAUGGACAGAAUCACAUAAUGAUGAGGAGUAGUGUUUCGCUUCUGUGAGAACAAAUGCCAGUUGCUUUGUAAUCUGAUUAAAAUGUUGGAGAAAGUUGUACCCUCCUACUUCCCAUCCUCCUACCAACUUGACAAGAUUUUUUUUGCCUGUCUGGUGCUUAAUCAAUCUAUCAAUAAGCAUUUAUUAAGCACCUCUUAAGUGCCAGAAAUUAUCCUCAGCACUAGGGAUAAAAAUAGAAAAAAAUGAAAUAAUCCCUGUCCUCAAAGAACCUCCAUCCUAAUCCACCUUUCAUUCAAUGUACUGUGCUCCAGAGGAAAGUGAACAGAACACACCUAUGUCUACAUCUCCCCGGUCACUGAAAUCUCUACAUGCUUUGGCCUUUUUUUUCUUAUUAGAAAUCAUAUGUCUCUAAAACCUCAAGUCCCAUCUUUUCUUAGGCAGGUCAUGUUGCAUGAGGAAGGAAAAUCCUAUGUCUACUUCCAGGAAGUAUCUGACUCUAGAGACUAUGCAUGCUAACUGCCAGCUCCAUAUUUAUUCUUUCUAACAGACCUCAAGGACCAGGCCAGAAGCAGUGUUGAGCCACAGGUCUCGCAAUGUGCCAGCCAAUAGAGAGGUCCUUCCCCUUCUUCUUAGUUCCAUUCCCUGAGAGGCAGCGUGAUGCAAUAGAAAGUGUACCAGCUUUGGAGUCCGAAGACUUGAUUUUGAAUACUGCCUUUCUUGCUGGGUGACUUUGGGCAAAUCAACCCAUCACUCCAGAUCUCAGUUUCCUCAUCCAUAAAAUGAGGCAAUAUCUAGAUGGUUUCUAUUUUUGACUUGGAGUCCAUGGAUUGCCCUUUUUGAAGAUAUACAGAUACAUUUCAGGAGGUCUGUAAACUUGAAUAAGAAAAAAAAGAUCUUUAUUCUCUAACUGAAAUUUAGAAUUUCAUUUAAUUAUUUAAAUAGUAUUCUGAGAAGGGGUUGAUAGGCUUCACCCACAGACUGCUAAAGGGGUCCAGGACAGAAAAAAAGGAUUAAGCACUUCUGUUCCAAGAUCUCUUUAAGCUCCAAAUUUAUGAUCAUGUGAUCUUAUUUCAUGGCAUGGACAAAUCUGUUUAUUAACAUACAACUCAGGGUCAACACAGAGUUGAUCUUUAUUGGCACAAGUACCAGAUCUUGACCUUGUAGGAUGAUCCUCUUUUGGGAAUUAUCCUUUUGGUAUAACCAUAUUCUUAAAGGUCUAGUGUGUUCAUAACCUAGAAACCCCCAGAGAACUGUGAAAGAAUUUACAGAUGUGUUUGCUUUCCCCCAUAAUCUCCCUUCCUAAAUGUGGCUCUCAAAUCUCUCCAAUAGUAAAGGCUCACAAGGCCUGGAGUUCAUAAAAAGUCAGUGACCUGACUUACCAGCUACACACAUGCCGGCCAAGGUGAAUGUGUGACCCACUGGAAAUCAGUUGUUGAGAGAUUAGAAAAACAAAACAAAAACAGGCAGACAACUAAAAGAUUUCCCCCAGGCAUCCAAGAUCUAGAAGUGGCCAAAACUUCAGAGAUCACGCAGUUGUCAAAUCUUCACUUUUUGUAUCAAAUCCAGGAUGUCUUCCACACUUCCACAGCACCAUGCCCCACACUAUUGGAGAAAACUGCCUGGUUUACUGAGUUUAGUUUACUGAGUUAGCACUAAACCUCCAAAAUCAAAGAGACGUUUAGAAGAUCCCUAGGGCAUUCAAAAUUUUAUUCCAGAAUGGGAUUUUGGAAACAUCCCAAUACACUCUUUCAUGUGGAUAUCUCUCUAUAGGAAAUAGAGAUGUCAUUUCUGGAUGUCCCAGAGAAUAGGGAAAAGAUCAUUGAUUGUGGAGUUUAGUCUUAUCAAACCAAAUUUUUUUAUAGCUGAGGAAACUGAGACCCAGUGAGUCCAUGUGAUUUAUUCAAGGAUGUAUAAAUAGUGUCAGAGGCAGAACUGAAACAUAGAUGCUACAGUAGAAGGAAUUGUGAACUGUUUUGUAUACUUGAAGAAACUGAAAUCUAGGGAGUCUAUGAUUUCCAUAAAAUGAUGAAGGCAAGAAUUUUGGGAAGAAGACAUUUGAACCCAGGACCCCUGACUCCAAGGUCAAGUAUUUUUUCCUACUGUGCCACACUGCCUCACUUAGGGAAAGAAGGUCUAGGUUAGGGUAGAGCUUAUGGCAGCCAUAAAACAACCAACACCAAUAGGCAUCAGACACUAGAUGAGACCCAGAUCCUAUGGAGCCCGCAUGAGCUCCCUAGAACUUUCCCAGAGUCCCAUUUGUUUCAAGCGGAACUGGUAUGGUGUGAGUCUCUUGGACAUGUUACUCCAGUCACAUCCUUGGAAAUGGAUUUGCUGGGUUUCUACUCCUCUCACAAAUCUUUUUUCUUAGAAGAGGUGAUUGCUUUUUUCCCCUCAGUGACCUCUGAGUCAUCAAAUGCAUCUAAUUGUCGAAUGAGGUCAGAAUCUUGUCUCUCAUUGAACUGCCUACAUUAAGAAAGAUGCCAAUUCCUCAUGAAUGUAUUAUCUAAUUAUUCCGACCCUUGGUCAAUAUUUGUACACCUGUCGAAACAUGUCCAUGUUCGCCAUUUCUCUGAUGCUGCAUGGACCCUCUGACGUAGGUGCAGCUCCGUCUUCUGGGGCUUCUCCACACAACACACUUCUUUUUAUUCCUUCCUCCGCAUCGUUCCCAGGUCCCCUUUCCUCCCCCUCUGCAUUUGUCACUUUGUUCAAAUGAGCAUGAAUAAAAAGUCGUGCAAACGAGCAGAUACUAUUUUUAUGGUCAGCCAAGGAUGCUGCCAAGAGCUCUCCUGUAUUGUAUAUCUCCAGUUUGGGAAUGUUCAGAGGAAAAUGCAGGCACCUCCAUGAAGAAUAUUCCCUUCUCAGACAUUUUUAAACAAGCACAAAUAAGAUUUGUAAAGAAGUUUAAUUUUAUUUAUUAUAGUAAUAAACUAUUUUAUACAUGA